This is a messenger RNA of Bombus huntii, 6611 nucleotides long. Its product is annotated as thyroid receptor-interacting protein 11-like. Gene Ontology annotation, biological process: mitotic cell cycle; microtubule-based movement. Bases 157 to 6264 code for a protein of 2035 amino acids. The record is from RefSeq and is a predicted model, not a curated record. Gene Ontology annotation, cellular component: microtubule. NCBI's taxonomy places the organism in Eukaryota, Metazoa, Arthropoda, Insecta, Hymenoptera, Apidae. Gene Ontology annotation, molecular function: microtubule binding; plus-end-directed microtubule motor activity; ATP binding. The transcript has 10 exons.
GUGUUGAAGUUGAAGCAGUCGUCAUUUCAAAUGGCAGUUGCGAUGUGCCGAGCGAUAUGUGGAGACGUAACAAAUUAGUUAAAGACGAAGUAGUCGCACACAAACAUUCCUUUCAAAAUUUCUAUGCUACUUCGUCCAACAUAUUAAUAAAGAAAAAUGUUAAGCGAUGUUAAGGUAGGAGUCAAAUUGAGGCCUUUGAUUCAACAAGAACAAGAUGAAAAUUUAUCAAUGCAAUGGAUCGUAAAGGGAAAUUCGAUUGUUUCAUUAGAUCAAGAGACAAACAAGUGGAGGGAUAAUGAAUUUCAGUUUGAUUAUAGCUUUGAUGUAAAUACAAAAAAUUCCAAAGUAUUUGAUAGUAUUAUAAAAUCUAUUGUUGAUGCUACUAUAGAUGGUUUCAAUGGAACAAUAUUUUUUUAUGGUCAGUUUCAUUCUGGUAAAACAUACACAGUGACAGGCACUUCAGAAGAUCCAGGCAUAAUACCACUUACUGCUGAAUACAUAUUUAAUGCUAUUUCAAAUAUCAUUCAAUGUGAAUUUUUAUUAAGGGUAUCUUAUUUAGAAAUUUAUGAUGAGAAAAUAAAUGACUUAUUAGAUAAAAACCAAAUUGAUUUAGAAUUAUACAAAGAUAACAAUGAACAAAUAAUUGUUAAAUGUACAGAAAAAAUUACAAAUUCUUUGGAUGAUAUGUUAUCUAUAAUGAAAGAAGGAAUUAAGAAUAAACAUAUUAAUAGUCAUAGCAUAUUUCAAAUUAUAAUUGAAAGUCAACAAAUUGAAGGAGAUUCAAACAAUAUUGUACAAUUAUCACAAUUAAAUUUGGUAGAUCUUGCUGGUUUUACAAAAGUUCAUUGUACAAAAGGUAUUGAAGAACAUCAAACUGAUAUAUCUCUUUUUACUCUAGAAUCAAUAAUUACACAAAUAAGUAAGUCACAAAAUGCCCAGGAACAUAUUGAUUAUCAUAAUAGUAAAUUAACAGAAUUACUGCAGUCAUCAUUAAGUGGCAAUGCUUUAAUAGCAGUAAUAUGUACAGUAACACCUGUUGCUUUAGAGGAAACAUAUUACACUCUAUUGUUAGUAUGCCAUUUUUACAAUGCCAUUUAUAACUUUACAUGUAUUAGAAUAUUAUUUUUGAUAUUUAGGUUUGCAUCACAUACUAAAAAAAUUAAAACUAAACCACAAAAAAACGAAGUUAUGUUUGAUGCAUCGCUUCUUCAUUAUGCAAAACAAGUGAAAUUAGAGCAAAUAAGAAAUGGAGACUCAUCUAUAGAAGUAGAAAAAGUAGAAUCUGAAAAACUACAACAGAAAUGUCACUUGUUAGAAGAACGUAUAAAAUUAUUAAAGACUCGAACUAUUUCUGGAUAUGAAAAAAAUUGUGAAAAAGCACUUAACUAUAAGUCUAAAAGAAGAGAAAUUUGGUAUAAUCCUGGAAUGAUCAAACCGUAUUUCCCUGUAUUUCAUACUCAAACUUGCUUACCAACAAUAAAAGAAAUUUCACCUGAGAAACUACAUAAAAAAAACAUUAUGCAAUCAGUUGACACAAAUGAAACAUUUCAGACAGAUCUUGAAUCAGAAGCAAUUGAUUAUGAAGUAGAUUAUGAAAUCAAAAUGAAUGAUAAUAUUGGAAAUGAACAUGUUAAAUGUAUGAAAAGUGAUAAUUUAUUUCUAAUGCCAGAAACACAAGAUACUUUGAUACAAACUUCUAGAAAUCAAAUAUGUCCUUCUACACCGAAAAGUAUUUUACGGGAAUGUAUCGUGGACCUGACAACGCAACUUACUGAACUUCGUGAAUUUACAACUUUAGAGAAACAACUAACGUGUGAAGGAAACCAUUGUUGCAAACAUAACAUAGGAGAACAAGCGGAAAUACAGUUUGUUUGUGAUGGUUUUAAAAAUAACAGAAUUGAUAAAUGUUCUCUAAAUUAUGUAAUACAAUUAGAAGAAGAGAAAGAUAAAUUAGCAGUAGAGGUAAAGUUGAAAAGUCAAGAAUUGGCCGAAAUAAAGGAUGAUGUUCGAAGCCUUAAAUUAGAUAUAGAAAAAUUCGAAAAAACUAUUUAUUUAUUAACAAAUGAAAAUAUGGAAAUGUCAAAUAAAUUGUCCAUUGAAAACGAACGUUCGAAAGAAACUGAAUUAAAUUUUCAAACAACAAUUACUGAGCUUUACACACAGAUUUCGAAAAUUACGGAAGAAAAGAUUAAUUUAGAAGGCGAUAUAACGGUCUUAAAUGAACAAUUAGAAUCAUUUCGCUCAAAAACCGUAGGAGAAUACAAUAAUGAACAAUUAUUAAUUGAACAUCAAAAUAAAAUUGAUGCAUUGAAAACAGAAAAUAUUGAAUUAUCAACUAUUAUUGCAGAUAAAAAUAAGGAACUUGAAAAUAUUAAAGAAAGUAAAUCACUAUUAUAUGACCAUGAUUGUAUUUAUAAGGAUGAAGUUACAAUAUUGACUGAAAAAAAUAAAUGUUUAAUGCAAGAAAAUAAUGAACUUUCCUCUGAUCUAAUAGAUAAAAUUGAGGAAGGUGAUAUAUUGAAAGAACAGUGUGAUAUUUUGAAUAAUAAAAUGAUUUUAAUAAAAAACGUAGAUUCCAAAAACGAUAUAGAACAAUUAAGAUUGGAAAACAAUAUUUUAAAAACCAAGAUAGCAGAAUUAAAAAUGAAAAUAACAAUAUUAACUAAUGAAAAUGCAAAGAUUUCCAAUAAUCUAUUAGAAAGUAUGGAGGAUUUUGAUAACCCAUGCAAUGAAAAAGUAAAUAGCAAUUCAAUGCAUUCAUCUAUAGUACCUGAUAAUCCUGAAAAGUCAAAUGAGACUAUGGAGAAAAUAUUACAAGGAGAAAAUUACGAGGAACUGUCAAAUAAAGUUAUAGUAUUACAGGACAAAGUUACUCAUCUAUCUCGUUUAAAUAAAAAAUUAAGUGAUUUAAAAUUAUCAUCCUGUGGUCAAUGUGAACAUUUAAAGAAGAUAAGUGAGAGUCGUAGAGCUUUUAAACUUGAAGCAAAAAUUUUAAAUCACAAAUUGGAAGACUUACAAAAAAAGUUCAAUCAGAAAUGUGAGGAUACUGAAGCAUUAAAACUUAAGGUUAAUCAAGAGUUGAAUGUAAGUUUUACUGAUACAUCCUUGAACACUAGUUUUAUAGAUAGAAUGAAUGUAAGCUUUGUAGAGGAGAAGGUUCAACAUUUAAAUAACGAAUUACGGACUUUGAAGCAUGACCACGAUGAACUUUCAGUUUCAUAUAUAAAAAAAUGUGACGAACUUGAAAAGCUUCAUAAUGAAACGAAAAUCGAGCACCUUCAAAAUAAUAUCGAACAAGUGAAAAAAGAUAUAGAUGAAAUAAAGAAAAAUAGUGCACAUUUUGUUUCUAUGCUUAGUAAAUUUAGGACGCAAAAAGAAAACUUAUUGGACCAAAUCAAUACACUAAGAUUCGAUAAUGAAGCGUUACAACAAACAGUAGCAGAAAAAAAGAUAUUAGCAGCUACAGCUACAGAGAAAGCUCAAAUUCUUGAGAAUGAAUUAUCAUGUAUGAAUAAAGAACUCGAACAGUUCUUCGUGAAAGAAAAACUAACGCAGACCGAAAAAAUGACACUAGAAAUACAAUUAGAAGGUUUAAAGGUUGAAAAUGAAAAUAAAGGUAAUCUUAUUACUAAAUUAAAUAGAACGACUGGUGAUUUGAAUGAAUGUAUAUUAUCACUGAAACAUGAAUUAGAUUUAACAACAAACCAAAAAAAGGAAUUAACUAUAUUAACUGAAAAUAUUAAAUGUAAAUAUAAAAAUGAAUUAGAACUUCUAAAAAAGCAAUGUGAUAAAUUAGAACAAGAAAAACAAAAAAGUAUAGAAACAGAAAAACAUGUAACACUGCGAGUAAACGAAUUAGAGUCAUAUAUAGAAAAGCUUAAAAUAGAUUUGGGAAAACAAAAAAAAUUACAUUGUGAGUUAAAUACUAUUAAGGAACGUAUGAUCAAAGAAUUAAAGUCAUUUAAAUUGAAUUCUUUAGAUUUUUUAAAUAAAACUGCAGACGAAAUUUUCAUCAUUUUUUUGCAAACGAUCAUGUUGAAAGAAGAAGAAGUAAUUAAAGAAAUGAGAGAAUUACUCGAAAAAGACAAACUAAAAUUAGAGGAUGAAAAGCGGCAAAGUGCAGAUGCUGAAAAGCGCGCAGUGUUGUGGGCUAAAGAAUUGGAAAUAGAAAAUGAAAAAUUACAUGUUGAUUUAACAAAAACGGAGUGUUUAUGUAUAAAAAAGCAAGAUGAAAUUAACCAAUUAAGACACCUUAUGAAAGAAAGUAAUCAUGAAAAAGAGAUACUUAAAGAAAAAAUGGAAGUGCUAGAAACUGAUUUCAAUAAUUUACAAAGCGAAUUUGACAAACAAUGUAAAGUAGAUAUUCAACAGAAAGGACAAGCAUCUAUUGUUGCACAAAAACGAGAAAAACAAGUACAAGAAGCUCUUAAAUACAAAGAAAUUGAACUUCAGUCUAAUAUGAAAUCUGAAAAGGAACGGUAUGAAAAGAAAAUAGAAGAGUUACUUUGCACUAUAGAAAUCCAUAAAACAAAAAAUCUAGAAUUGGAAAACAAUAUUGAAGGUCUUGAAGCUAAUGAAAAACAAUUGAAAAAUAUUAUAGAAGCAAAUUCCUCAGAACUGAAAGUAACCAAUCAAGCUAUUUAUAAAAUGACACUUGAUUUUGAACAUCUCACAGAAGCUUAUAACGAAUUAAACCGCGAUGUAAAAGAAAAAGCAUCUCGAAUUGAAAACAUCACAGCACUUUUGAAAAGCAAAUGUGACAUGCUAUCCGAAUAUAAAACUAAAUUCGAAACUAUUAUACCAGAUUAUGAAAUACUACAAAAUCAAGUUAAAGAAAGAAAAGAAAGCAUAGAACGAUAUAAAGAAGAAAUAGAAAGAUUGAAAAUGGAAAAGGAAAAACAAAUUGAAGAAAUCAAAGAUAAAUUAAAUUCAGAAGAAAUAAAAAAUACCGGAUUAAAUAAACAAUUAAACGAAUUAAAUAGCAAAAAUAUUGCUUUGAUAGAAGAAUUAGAUAACUUAAAAGAAAUACAUGAACAAUUGCGACAAGUAAAUGCGAAAUUAGAAAGAAAAAUUAGAAAUAGUACAAGUAAAAUAAAAGCUGAAGCAGACAUGGAAGAAUUAAAGGAUGUAAACAAAAGGUUGCAAAAUAACUUGGAAGGUGCAAGUAACCGUAUAAUUGAACUGCAGGAAAGCAAAAAUAAAACUUUCAAAGAAUUAGUUAAUUUAAAAAAUCAAUAUGAAUUACUGUCCCAAGAAAAUGCUGAACUAAAGAAAACUUUAUCGUUACACAAAUCCAGAGAAAAUACUUUAUAUUUAUUUGCAGAAGAUAGUAAAUAUGAUAUACUUCUUCAAGAAAAGAAUAAAAUUGCACUACAAUUAGAAGGUAAAAAAUUAUUAUUGUCACAAAAAGACAAAGAGAUUGUAGAAUAUGUAAGUCAAAUCAAUGAUUUGAUUAUUAAAAAAAAAGAACUUGAUAACCAAUUAAAAGAUAAAAUGUACAUUCAGCAAGCUGAAAGUAAAUUGGUUAAAGAAUUAAUGAAAAAGUUAACAACUUUAGAAGAAGAAAAUAAAGAAAUGAAAGAUCAACUUAAAACGUUCAAAACAGUGACACAAACUAACAUAAAACAGGUAGGAGGUACAAAGUUAGACAAUGAAAAAUUUAUUGAUACUCUGAAAAAAAGGAAUUCGGAAUUACAAAUUAAAUUUAAUGAGUAUCAAACUGAAUUGGAACUAAAAAGCAACAGUAAUGAUUCAAGAUCUACUAGUCCAGCUUUUGAAAACAACAGAAGAAGACAUAGCAGGAAUGAGAUAUUUAAUCAAAGAAGACAAUUAGAAGAUGUAAUAAUUGAUACAGAUCCUAGUGAAGAUAGACAAACAUGUCAAGUAUUAAGAAAAAAAAUUCAUGAGUUAGAAUUGCAACUAGUAACAAAACAUGGACAAAUUUCAGCAUUAGAAAUCCAAAUCCAGAGUGAAAAUUUUCCUUAUCUACAAAAAUGUAAGGAACUGCAGGAACUUCUGCUCACAUCUCGUAAAAAGAAUGCUGAACUUAGUUCUGAGGUAAGAAAACUUCAAAGGACUCUAAACGACAUUAACGCGUGGGAAUGUGACAUAUGUAGACGAUGGCGAAUUAAUAGAAGAGAACAAGCAUGUCAAACAUUUAAUAAUGCACAACAACUUUUUACGAUAAAUAACGAAAUAAUUAAGAGCAAUGAAAGAAAAAGUUUCAGCCAAUGUGUUAAAGCUUGCAAAGUCUUCAAAUUAUAGAAGAAGCAUAUGGAACUCUAAUUAAUAAAAAUAUCUUCCAAAAAUUAUAGCCUAUGAUAUCGUUAAAAAUAUAUGUAGGAAGGCUAUCACUAUUCAAGUAUUACAUUCAUUCCUACUUUGUUAAGUUAAUGUAAAUAGUAACAAUAUUAAAGUAUCUGCAUUUCUGAGAUAUUAUAUUUUUGUACUUUCAUAAAAUAAUGUAAAUACGGAUAAACUAAUUUUUAUAUGUACUCUGACGCAAAAAAGUGGCUAUAUUUAUAUAUGUUGUAUCAUUCAUGCCGACUUUAUAAUAAAACACAAUCUGUGAUUCUGUAAACUUUCAUAAUAUAAUUGCAUUAAUGUUAAUA